This is a messenger RNA of Gopherus evgoodei (Goodes thornscrub tortoise), 1254 nucleotides long. Its product is annotated as olfactory receptor 6B1-like. Gene Ontology annotation, molecular function: olfactory receptor activity; G protein-coupled receptor activity. Lineage: Eukaryota; Metazoa; Chordata; Testudines; Testudinidae. The transcript is spliced from 5 exons. The record is from RefSeq and is a predicted model, not a curated record. The coding region runs from base 1 to 1254 and encodes 417 amino acids. Gene Ontology annotation, biological process: G protein-coupled receptor signaling pathway. Gene Ontology annotation, cellular component: membrane.
AUGGUUUUGUCCAGUAUCAUCAAGUCGUCUCUUUUACAAGCUGAAAAAGGAGGAAUAUCCAUAGGCCCAGAUGUGAUGGAAAUAGCAUCACAGCCUCAGAAGAAGAAAUUAUGGCGCUUACCAUUUUCAGUCAGAGAAGCUGUUUCAGAGGAACUUAGAAAACUAGUUCAAAAUGACAUUAUUGAAGAGAAUAAUUUCUCAGAAUGGGUUGCACCUAUAGUAGUGACUCAGAAGAAGGAUGGGGGCAUUCGCCUUUGUGUGGACUUAAGGGAGCCAAAUAAAGCUAUUGUAAUUGGAAGCCAUAUUCUUCCUCACAUAGAAGAAAGAAAUCACAUGGAAAAUGUAGAGUGGAAAAAUGAAACAACCAUCACAGAAUUCAUCCUAUUGGGAUUUGGAGAUCUCCAGGGACUGCAGACCCCUCUCUUCCUGCUGUUCCUAGUGAUCUACAUUGUGACCAUGGCUGGGAACAUUCUCAUUGUGGCCCUAGUUGUGACUGAUCAGCAGCUUCACACCCCUAUGUACUUCUUCCUGGGAAACUUGUCCUGCCUGGAGACCUGCUACAUCUCCACUAUCCUGCCCAGGAUGCUGGCCAGUUUCCUGACUGGGGACAGAGCCAUUUCCUUUAACGGCUGCAUCACACAACUAUCCUUCUUUGUAUUCAUGGUGACUGCAGAGUGUUUACUCUUAUUACUCAUGUCUUAUGACCGCUACUUAGCAAUAUGCAAUCCCUUGCAUUAUGCAGCACUUAUGAGCAAGAGGGUUUGCAUCCAGAUAUUCACUGUGAUAACUUUUAUGAUGGUCGGGUUAACAUUCUGUGGUCCCAACAAAAUUGACCAUUUCUUUUGUGAUUUCUCCCCGAUGCUCAAACUCUCCUGCAGUGACACCAGCCUGAUUGAACUGGUGGAUCUAAUCCUGUCAUUUGCAAUUAUACUUCCUACCCUCCUGUUAACCCUGACAUCCUAUGUUUGCAUCAUUGCCACCAUUCUGAGAAUCCCAUCCACCACUGGGAGGCAAAAGGCCUUUUCCACCUGCUCCUCUCACCUCAUUGUAGUUGCUACUUUCUAUGGGUCACUCAUUAUUAUUUACAUGGCACCAAAAGCUGGCACUGCAGGAGACCUGCGCAAAGUGUUCUCUGUCUUCUACACAGUCCUGACACCCUUGUUCAAUCCUCUCAUCUACAGCCUGAGAAACAAAGAAGUCAAAGAGGCCUUGAAGAAAGCUGGAGGCAAAUUGGCUGCUUUGAUAAGGGGCUGA